AUGGCAGACAGAUGGUUACUAGAUGAUAACUUUGAAAGAAUAUUAGAAUGGUUAAAUAAACAAGAUAAAGAUCAGUAUACCAAAAUACCAGAACAAACAAUAUCAAGAAUAACAACAAGGCCAAGCUCGCCAACAUCACCAACCUUCUUUGAUAAAGCAAAAG
Messenger RNA from Racocetra persica, 163 nucleotides. NCBI's taxonomy places the organism in Eukaryota, Fungi, Glomeromycota, Glomeromycetes, Diversisporales, Gigasporaceae. The record is from the annotation of a GenBank genome assembly.